GACACUCGUUUUUGUUAUCUACUAUUAAAUAUCAAUCUCUUGUGUGGUCUGUGGGAAAAGACAUUCACUUUUCUAUUUCACUACACUUCAACUUCUUCACAGUACUUUGUGUUGCCCAUAAAUAUUUUUUUAAUUAAGAGAUCUUAUUCUAAGUUUCUUUGUUUCCACAAUCACUAUCCGUCAAGUAAUUUCUCUAUUUCAUUCAGAGAUCUUAUAUAUUGUUUUUAUUGUUCUUAAAUCUUCACUUUCAGAUUUUCUUUCACAGGAGAUCAUAACUUCAAUUUGUUUACUCACAUAUUGAUAGGUACAGCUGUACCGGGUUUCAAUAUUCCAACUUUCAAUCAGGAAUUUGUGAAAAAGAAGUUCCACUCAAACAAAGUAUAAGGUAGCCAUGGCAGGGCUGAUGGUUGCGGGAGCGUUUCUUACACCUGUCAUCCAAGUCAUUGUUGAGAGGGUUGCCUCAGGAGAUUACAAAGACAUCUUCAGCAAACGAUUGGUGAAUAAACUUGAAAUCACAUUGAAUUCUAUCAACAAAGUGUUGGAUGAUGCAGAGACAAAGCAGUACCAGAAUCCAAAUGUGAGGAUAUGGCUUGAUCAUAUAAAACAUGAGGUAUAUGAAGUAGAUCAGCUGUUGGAUGAGAUUGCUACAAGUGCACAACGAAAGAGAAAGGUUAAACACUUCUUUUCAUCUCUGACUAAUCAGUUUGAAUCUAGAAUAAAAGACUUACUAGAUAAGCUAGAAUAUCUUUUGAAGCAAAAUGAUGUGUUGGGAUUGAAAGAAGGAACAUGUGCUCGUAAUGAAGUUGAAGUCGGUCUGAUAUCUUCGAAAAGACUACCAACGACGUCUCUGGUGGAUGAAUCUCGCAUAUGUGGUAGACAGAGUGAAAAGGAGAAAAUUAUCAGUUUCUUACUUUUAGACAAUGGUAGUAGUAGCAACCACGCACCAAUAAUCAGCAUAGUUGGUCUUGGUGGGAUGGGUAAAACCACCCUUGCUCAACUUGUCUACAAUGAACAGGAGAUUCAAAAGAGCUUUGAACUUAAAGCUUGGGUCUAUGUUUCAACUUCAUUUGAUAUUUUUCAGCUCACUAAAGAAAUUCUUGAGCAAUUUAAUUCUGCACCAAAUGGUGAAAGCUUGGAAAUACUCCAACGUCGUUUGGAAGAGACGGUAACAGACAAAAAAUAUUUGCUUGUUCUAGAUGAUAUUUGGAACACAAAUGAGAAAAGUUUGGAGCAGUUACUAAUUCCCUUUAACAAAUGUUCUUGUGGAAGUAAGAUUAUUGUGACAACAAGAAGUAAAGAUGAUGCAUUAGCCAUGGAUUCUGCCGAGUUACUUGAACUAGAAAAAUUGAGGGAGAGUGAUUGUUGGAGAUUAUUUGUGACACAUGCUUUUCACGACAGAAAUGUGAGUGAAUAUCCAGAUCUUGAAUCCAUCGGAAGGCUGAUUGUAGACAAGUGUGGAGGGUUGCCAAUAGCCGUGAAAACAAUGGGGAACCUCUUGAGAAAAAAAUUCUCUAAAAGUGAAUGGGAGAAAAUAUUGAAGACUGAUAUGUGGUGUUUAUCAGAGAGAGACAGUGGCAUAAAUCCAGUAUUGAGACUGAGUUACCAUAAUCUUCCUUCAAAUUCGAAGCGUUGUUUUGCAUACUGUUCCAUAUUUCCCAAGGGCUAUAUGUUUGACAAGAAUGAGUUAAUCAAAACGUGGAUGGCAAAUGGUUUGUUGAAUUCCUACCAAAGUAACAAAAGUAAAGAAGAGUUGGGUAGUGAGUCAUUUGAUGAUCUUGAGUCAAUUUCAUUUUUCCAAGUAUCACUAUAUUUUCAUGGUCAUUUUGUCAUGCAUGAUCUUGUCAAUGAGUUGGCAAAAUCAGAGUCUCGAGAGUUUUGCUUACAAGUAGAGGGUGAUAAAGUGCAAGAGAUAUCUGAAAGGACACGCCACAUUCGGUGUUCUCGUAAUUUGAAAGCUGGCGAUGGGAUAUUAAAGUAUAUUUAUAAAGCUAAGGGAUUACACAGUUUGUUGGUAGAAGAUGGUGGCGAAUGCUUCUUGAAAAGCAAAAAUGUGCAAUGUGAUUUGUUUUCAAAGCUAAAAUUUCUGCGGAUGUUUUCAUUUAGGGGUUAUGGUUUUCCAUAUGAAAAUCUAGAACUAGCAGAUGAGAUAGGCAGUUUAAAUCUUUUGCGUUAUGUAGACCUGUCUUGGACAUAUAUUAAAAGGUUGCCCAACUCUAUCUGUAUGCUUUAUAACUUAGAGAGAUUGGAAUUGGAAGGGUGUUAUAAUUUGACUGAAUUUCCUUUAGAUUUUUACAAACUUGACCGUUUAGGCCAUCUUAAUUUGGAAGGAACUGCAAUAAAGAAGAUGCCAAAGAAGAUAAGAAAACUAACCCAUCUACAUACGCUGACUAAUUUUGUUGUGGGAGAGUCGAGUGGGUCUGAUAUUGAGGAGUUAGAAAGUCUCAAUCUUCUUCAAGGAAAAGUUUGUCUUUCAGGAUUGAACAAUGUCACUGAUCCAACACAUGCCGUAAAGAGCCGUUUGCAAGAUAAGAAGUUUUUAGAAGAAAUACAUAUGAUAUUUAAUGGUUCAGUAGUGGAAAGCAAUGUGUCUGUCUUGGAUGCCUUUCUACCAAAUAACAAUCUGAAGAGGCUCACUAUUGAGAAUUACAGUGGCAAUAUGUUUCCAAAUUGGCUAAGUGGAUGUGAUUUACCCAAUUUAAUAUCUCUUAAACUGCAGAACUGUAAUGGAAUAAAGAUCUUCGGCAAUAACUCAACAAAUGUUCCGUUCAAGUCCCUUGAAGUUUUGGAAUUUAACUUCGUGUCUGAAUGGGAGGAAUGGUUAUGUAUUGAUGGGUUUCCUUUGCUUAAAGAGCUUUCUAUAACAUGUUGUCCCAAAUUGAAAGGAGCACUGCCUCAACACCUUCCUUCAUUACAGAAAUUGAUGAUUAGGGGUUGCAAAAUGCUGGCCGUAUCAAUUCCCAUUUGUGAUAAUAUCAUAGAGUUAAGAAUAUCGAAUUGCGAUCGAACUUUGAUAAAUGAGUUGUCAUCCAACUUGAAAGAGUUCAGACUUGACGGAAAUCAGUAUGUUGAGUUCUCCAUGGAUCAUUUAAUCAAAAAUCCCAUUCUGGAAGUGUUGGAUUUGGAUUUCAAGGACUUUGUAGAAUGUCCCUCUUUAGAUUUGUGUUGUUAUAAUUCUCUUUCGUACCUUUCAAUAACAGGUUGGCGGUUCUCCUCCUUACCUAUUUCACUACACUUGUUCACCAAUCUAUGUAUUCUAAAGUUGUUUGAUUGUCCAAGGCUGGAGUCUUUUCCAAUGGGGGGUUUGCCUUCCAACUUGGAGUCCCUUUUAAUAUACAAUUGCCCAAAAUUAAUUGCUUCCAGAGAGGAGUGGGGUUUAUUCCAACUCAAUUCUUUGACUCAUUUCAUAGUUAGUGAUGAUUUUGAAAACGUGAAGUCAUUCCCCGAGCAGAAUCUACUGCCACCAACUCUCACGGAUCUCUAUUUUAGCAAAUGUUCAAAGCUAAGAAUAUUGAACUACAAGGGAUUUCUCCACCUCAAAUCUCUUGGUAGUAUAUGGAUUGACAACUGCCCUAGUCUUGAGAGUUUGCCGGAGGAAGGUCUACCCAACUCCCUUUAUAAUUUGUACAUUGAAAAUUGUCCAUUACUUGAAGAAAAGUACAAAAAGGAGGGAGGAGAGCGUUGGCAUACAAUUAGUCACAUCCCUAAAGUGAAGAUUGACUGGAUUGAGCAGCAAUAGAUUAAGCUGUAGGAAAGAGAUGUUUGUCAGAGGCAAGUACAACCCAUGUGUUCAUUUGUUUUCUUAAUUUUUUAUUGGCCACAAUAAUAACACUCUGUAUGUAUUUGAUGUUUAGCAGUGACGUGAUCCUUAAAGAUCUUGCAGACCAAGACAUACCAUUGCCAUCAUCAAGAAGCAUGAUCAGUUUACCAAUCUUUUCAUCAAUUCAAAAGUAUGGAUUCAACUGUUUUCGAUUAUUGUCUGAUCAAUAAGAAUUUGUCUAGUUUCCCUUUGUUAAUUGUCCAAUUUCCCUUUUAUGUAGUGUCUAUUGAGACAGGAUACAAUAAUUUUCUUAUUAUACUAUUGAUCAUCAUCUCUAGUUAUUCAAAACUAUUUCAUGGUAUUCUUCAUUUUCAAGUUUGAAUCAUUCUAUAUAUUUAUAUAAAACGGUUUUAAAUUGCUGAUAUCCUUACAAUAAAUUUCAUGGAUAUUCAUACCUGUCAUUGACUCAUUGUUCAUAGGUGAAUUAGUUUCAUACCAGACUCGGAUAACUGAUACAGGGUCGAGUUUUCUAAAAUAUAGUAUUAGUGUUUCAGUUCAGUAGGAAUGCGAUUAUGGAAUCGAAUUCAACCUUUUAUGGUAGCUGCCGCAUCGCAUAUGCAUAAUGUAUUUUCUGUGUUUUUCUGAACUGUGUAAUGAUCGAUAGACUUUAUAUUGUAUUUGUAUCUGUUGUGUGAUCUCAUUUGACACACAUUCCCAUACAAUUCUUACACGGUAUCGGUAGUUUUAGGUUACACAAUCUUUGUAAAACUUUGGAGGCUUCCAUUCCGAUGGUCAAUAUGCUGUUAGUGAUGACUUUGAAAACAUGGAGUCCUUUCCAAAUGAGAACAUGCUGCCACCAACUCUCAGAUAUGAUGAUCAUCACAAGUUUUGCAUACAAUUGAACUUAGUGAUACUCCAAUUUCUGUUUUGUAUCAACACAUACUGUGCAAAGCAAAUCCUAUUUAUAUACAAAGCAUCUUCCAUUGCAAAUACCUUGCUAAAUUGAAUAGUGAUGAAAAAGAACAACUUGAACUCAUUCUUGCUGAAAAUGAUGUUCUCAAAAUGCUCAAGCAAUUCCAUUGCACAUUCUUUGGUGUAUGUCAUUUCUAAUUAUCUCCUCUUGAUAAAAGUUCUUCCAAUUUUUGGUGUAUGUUGGUUCUCUAAUUUAGUAGGUGUUGUCAUGGAUACUACCUUUAAUUUUCAGUAUUACUCAGUACAAACUAUUUUAAAGGUGACUAUUUUCAGUAUUUUAAAAAUUUAAGCUUUGUUGGACGUGUUUCUCUCUCUAAAUCUGUGAUUCAAGCGAUUCCCGUAUAUUCGAUGAUGAGAACUUCCAUUCCAAAGUGUUGUAUGAUGGAAAUCCUUAAAGACAAAUAUAGCAUAAACAAUGAUGAGGGAGAAGUGGUGACUGUCAAGUCCACUUAUUCUUUUCCUUGGAAAGACAUAGUCAAAGGUUGGGAACACAUUCGGAGGUUUGUGGCAUGAUUUUGAGG
Molecule: messenger RNA, 5250 nt
Organism: Vicia villosa (hairy vetch)
Lineage: Eukaryota; Viridiplantae; Streptophyta; Magnoliopsida; Fabales; Fabaceae
Product: putative disease resistance RPP13-like protein 1
Exons: 4
Coding region: 392-3736 (1114 amino acids)
Biological process (GO): defense response to other organism
Molecular function (GO): ADP binding
Source: RefSeq, a predicted model, not a curated record